This is a messenger RNA of Amoebophrya sp. A25, 184 nucleotides long. Lineage: Eukaryota; Dinophyceae; Syndiniales; Amoebophryaceae. The record is from the annotation of a GenBank genome assembly.
CAUUCAUCUCGCAGUCGCAAUGUGGCGACAUUCGUUCCAGCGUUUCUCGUUAGCGAACAGAGAGAGGUAUGUAAAGAUCUUUGCGCCUAAGCCUGUCCACUCCCAGAGGUCCUCGUCGUCGUGUGAUCAAAUGUAUGAGAGUUUGGUGUCAUCGGUGAUAUUUCAAUCUUCCUUUCCAUCAGCC